UUCUAAGCUGCUUCGGCUGGACUGUGAUGGCCGGAGAGAUGACGAUCUUAGGAUCAGCCGUUCUGACUCUCCUGUUGGCUGGCUAUUUCGCGCAACAAUAUUUACCACUGCCUACUCCUAAGGUGAUUGGAAUUGACCUUGGCACUACCUACUGUUCAGUUGGGGUGUUUUUUCCUGGAACAGGAAAAGUAAAGGUCAUUCCAGAUGAAAAUGGGCACGUCAGCCUACCCAGCAUGGUGUCCUUUACUGACAACGAUGUUUAUGUGGGGUAUGAAAGCUUAGAGCUGGCGGACUCAAAUCCUCAGAACACAAUAUAUGACGCUAAAAGAUUCAUAGGCAAGAUUUUUACCCCAGAAGAGCUAGAAGCUGAAAUUGGCAGAUACCCAUUUAAGGUUUUAAACAAAAAUGGAAUGGUUGAGUUUUCUGUGACAAGUAAUGAGACCAUCACCGUUUCCCCAGAAUAUGUUGGCUCUAGACUGUUGCUGAAAUUAAAGGAAAUGGCAGAGGAAUAUCUUGGAAUGCCAGUUGCCAAUGCUGUUAUUUCUGUACCAGCAGAAUUUGAUCUAAAACAGAGAAAUUCGACAAUUCAAGCUGCUAACCUUGCAGGACUGAAGAUCUUAAGAGUAAUAAAUGAACCCACAGCAGCAGCUAUGGCCUAUGGUCUCCACAAAGCUGAUGUCUUUCACGUCUUGGUGAUAGAUUUGGGCGGAGGAACUCUAGAUGUGUCAUUGCUGAAUAAACAAGGAGGAAUGUUUUUAACCCGAGCGAUGUCUGGAAACAAUAAACUUGGAGGACAAGACUUCAAUCAAAGAUUGCUUCAGUACUUAUAUAAACAGAUCUAUCAAACAUAUGGCUUCCUACCCUCUAGGAAAGAGGAAAUCCACAGAUUAAGACAAGCUGUAGAAAUGGUCAAAUUAAACCUGACUCUUCAUCAGACUGCCCAGAUGUCAGUAUUACUAACGGUGGAGGAAAAGGACGGGAAGGAACCUCAGAGUAGUGACACUGAACCGCCAAAGGACGAACUUUCCCCGGCAGACAGCCCCCAUGUGAACAGCAUGUUUGGAGCUAGCCUUCCUGAAAAGAAGAAUGGAGAAAGUCAGGUUUUAUUUGAAACAGAAAUAUCACGGAAGCUCUUUGACACCCUUAAUGAAGAUCUUUUCCAGAAAAUACUCGUACCCAUUCAGCAAGUGUUAAAAGAAGGCCACCUGGAAAAAACUGAGAUUGAUGAGGUGGUUUUGGUUGGGGGCUCAACUCGUAUUCCUCGAAUCCGCCAAGUCAUUCAAGAGUUCUUUGGAAAGGAUCCCAACACGUCUGUAGACCCUGACUUGGCAGUGGUGACAGGAGUGGCUAUCCAAGCAGGGAUUGAUGGAGGCUCUUGGCCUCUCCAGGUCAGUGCGUUAGAAAUUCCCAGUAAGCAUUUACAAAAGACCAACUUCAACUGAAUUAUGGAGGGAUGGUCAUUUGAGAUCUUGUCUGAUGAUCUCUUCCUAUUUAUCAGACCAUUUCUGUCCACUAAAUAAAGUCUCUAAAAUAUCUCACACAUUUACCUAAAAGGUAACAUUUAUAUAUAUGAAAUUUUACAGAACAUUUUGUUUUAGAAUUGAAUGUGACCAGAUUGAUCCUUGAUUUUGGAGAGAUCCCAUUCCAACAAGUACUUCUAAAGUGAAAGAAUUGAGGUAAAACUCUUAUAGGAGCAUAGGUGACUGUAUUUUCUGGAUUCUGGAAGUAGAUAUCCAUGUGCACUUAAAACUAGAUUCUAUAAACAUUGCCUAGUGCCAAUUAUAGGAUUCCCAGUUCUUACUAAAUUAUAUUAGCAGGAGCUGGUAAUUUAUUUACUUGGUUAUCACAUGUAACUCUUAAAUUUGAACUAUACUUGAAGGACAGUGUUGAUGUCAGGUACUUACAGUGGCUGGGAGAUAGUAGUAUUAUUAAUAUAAGCUGCAUAUAUAAUAUUCAAUAACUGCCAUAUAUAACAAAAUUACUUUCACAAAUUCAGUAUCCCAUUUUGUGUCCUAUUCCUAUAACCUGCAUUCUCCAGAUUUUCAAAAUAUAUUUAUUGGAUCAAUUUAUUUUCUUUCUAAAAUAGCUACAGAUUUAUUCAAAUGUUUCAUUACCAAUUUAUAUUUUAGUUCUUCAUCUGCUAUGUGUCAUUCUCUGCUUGGAUUUCCAUGAUUCUGCAUGGUUUGAAAACAAUAGAGAAUUAUUAAUUACAUUUUAAAAAUGUGUUAAUGUCACAAUAAAGCCGUCAUUACUAUAAAUUUUUUUUGUUAUUUAAGACCUUUGUAGACAUUGAUAAACAGCAGUAAUUAGGUACAGUAUUUAUUUAUUUUAUGUUUUUGUUUCAUUGUUUAUUUUCAGUAAGCCCUGGAGAAUUUAGCUUGCAUUUGAUUCAGUUUUACCAAGAUUUUUUCCCCGUAUUUAGUUUUAAAUGAGGAAAAUUGUACUCAUUUGUAAAAACCUUGUUAUUGUUUCCUACCAUCAUUUAAAAAUAAUCAGACUUGGACUGUUUUUAGCCUUAAGGUUAGUGUGUGAUGAGAGCAAAAAAUUUGUGAAUACUGGAAAUAAUGUGGAAAUCUAAUGUGGAAGACGAUGUGAAAAAAAUGUCCACAAAUCUGUAUUUGUAGUAGUUUUGGUUUGUUUCCUUUUAGAAAAGAUGCAGGAACCAAGAAAGAAAAUAUAGUAGUUUUAUUUAUGUGAUGCCCCUAUUAUUUGAAGAUUUUCUUUUUCCUUAAUAGAAGCUACUUCCUAUCAAUACUCAAAAAUUAAACUCUGGUCAGCAGUUUUGCUAAUAUAAAAUAUGUCUGCUUUAUCCAUUGUUGAAUUUGAAAGGAUGUUGAAUUUCCAAUCACUGAAAAAGAGAAAUAAGCAAACUCAUUUCAACAACAUCAAAACAUUUCUGCUUCUCAUAGUAAAAAUCUGAGUGUUUUUUGCAGAUCUUAAAAAAAAAAAAGUUUCUUAGCAAUGAAAUUGCUGUUAAAACAAUUUCAAUCAAAUACUUUUGUGUACAGAAAAUGUCUGUAGUAGGUAAAUAGAAAAAUAUAAAAUGUUGACAUGUUUUAUUUUAGAACUAAGUGGAGAAAUGCCAAAGAGGAAUCCUUCACUGCGUUAUGAAAAUAUUCAAGUGUUCUUUUGGACUUUAUAAAAAUCUUUACUAGAUUUUAAAAUUGAAAAA
This is a messenger RNA of Eubalaena glacialis (North Atlantic right whale), 3172 nucleotides long. It is a transcript of the gene HSPA13, whose product is annotated as heat shock protein family A (Hsp70) member 13. Gene Ontology annotation, molecular function: ATP hydrolysis activity; heat shock protein binding; ATP-dependent protein folding chaperone. Lineage: Eukaryota; Metazoa; Chordata; Mammalia; Artiodactyla; Balaenidae. The transcript has 5 exons. The record is from RefSeq and is a predicted model, not a curated record. Gene Ontology annotation, biological process: cellular response to unfolded protein; protein refolding; vesicle-mediated transport. Bases 27 to 1442 code for a protein of 471 amino acids. Gene Ontology annotation, cellular component: plasma membrane; cytosol; nucleus.